Molecule: messenger RNA, 2093 nt
Organism: Ziziphus jujuba (common jujube)
Lineage: Eukaryota; Viridiplantae; Streptophyta; Magnoliopsida; Rosales; Rhamnaceae
Product: NADP-dependent glyceraldehyde-3-phosphate dehydrogenase
Exons: 9
Coding region: 223-1713 (496 amino acids)
Molecular function (GO): lactaldehyde dehydrogenase (NAD+) activity
Source: RefSeq, a predicted model, not a curated record
CACAAAUCCUACCAAACCUGCAUGAACCACAAACACCAAACACUCUCUUUUCCACUCUCUCUAACCUCUUCAAAAAGAGAAAACAUCAAGAGGAUUUUUUCCAUUUCUAAUCUCUCUUUUGAAUCCCCCUACAAAUUAAGUUCCUAGCUAUUAGCUACUUGGUUUUCUUGUUUAAUUUUCUGGGUUGUGUAUUUUUUUUUUUUUUUGGCUUGACAAAAAAGAAUGGCUGGGACUGGAGUUUUUGCAGAUAUAUUAGAUGGGGAUGCGUUCAAGUACUACUCUGAUGGAGAAUGGAAGAAAUCAUCUUCUGGUAAAAGCGUUGCAAUUGUCAACCCCACUACAAGGAAGACUCAGUACAAGGUUCAAGCUUGUACACAAGAAGAGGUCAACAAAGUCAUGGAAAUAGCAAAAACCGCACAGAAAUCAUGGGCAAAGACUCCUCUUUGGAAGCGAGCAGAGCUACUUCACAAGGCAGCUGCUAUUCUCAAAGAACACAAGGCUCCGAUUGCAGAGGCACUUGUCAAGGAAAUUGCAAAACCAGCUAAAGAUGCAGUCACAGAGGUUGUGAGGUCAGGGGAUCUGAUAUCUUACUGUGCAGAAGAAGGGGUAAGGAUUCUCGGAGAGGGAAAAUUCCUGGUGUCUGAUAGUUUUCCAGGAAAUGAGAGGACAAAGUACUGCCUCACUUCCAAGAUUCCACUUGGGGUGGUUUUAGCAAUUCCACCAUUUAACUAUCCCGUUAACCUUGCUGUCUCAAAAAUCGCUCCUGCAUUGAUUGCUGGAAACUCCCUUGUGCUCAAGCCCCCAACUCAGGGUGCUGUUUCUUGCCUCCAUAUGGUGCAUUGCUUCCACUUAGCUGGAUUUCCCAAAGGCCUUAUUAGUUGUGUCACUGGGAAAGGAUCUGAGAUCGGUGACUUCCUUACCAUGCAUCCUGGGGUGAACUGUAUAAGCUUUACUGGUGGAGAUACCGGAAUUGCAAUUUCAAAGAAGGCAGGUAUGAUCCCUCUGCAGAUGGAGUUGGGAGGAAAAGAUGCAUGCAUCGUGCUUGAGGAUGCGGAUCUGGAUUUGGUAGCAGCAAACAUAAUAAAAGGAGGUUUCUCUUACAGUGGACAAAGGUGCACUGCAGUCAAGGUUGUCUUGGUGAUGGAAUCGGUUGCUGAUGCACUCGUUGAGAAAGUGAAGGCCAGAGUAGCAAAGUUAACCGUUGGGCCACCAGAGGAUGACUCAGAUAUCACUCCAGUUGUUUCAGAGUCAUCUGCAAAUUUCAUUGAAGGGUUGGUUAAGGAUGCAAAAGAGAAAGGAGCAACAUUUUGCCAGCCAUACAGAAGAGAAGGAAACCUUAUCUGGCCUUUGUUAUUAGAUCAUGUUAGGCCUGACAUGAGAAUUGCAUGGGAAGAGCCAUUUGGACCAGUUUUACCUGUUAUUAGGAUCAGCUCUGUUGAAGAAGGAAUCCACCAUUGCAAUGCCAGUAAUUUUGGACUCCAGGGCUGUGUCUUCACAAGGGACAUCAACAAGGCAAUCCUAAUUGGUGAUGCAAUGGAGACAGGGACGGUCCAAAUAAACUCUGCACCGGCUCGUGGACCAGACCAUUUUCCAUUUCAGGGAAUUAAGGACAGCGGCAUUGGAUCACAAGGAAUCACCAACAGCAUUAACAUGAUGACUAAGAUCAAGAGCACUGUGAUCAACUUGCCAGCUCCUACUUACACCAUGGGCUAGUGGUAUAAAAACCCCAUCGAGGAAUUAUGAAUAAUCACAACUAGUUUAGAAUCUUCAGCAGAUUAGUGAAGUUUGCGAUUUAACAGUCAGCGGACUAUAAAUAUUAUGUGUUUAAUUUUCUUUAGUAAUUCAAGAUUAGAAAAGGGGAAAAAAAAAAAAAAAAAAAGAAAAAAAAAGAAAAAGAAAAAAAGAAGAAGUGAAUAAUGGGGAUAGUUUUCAUCAAACGGCUAUAUUAUGUGCUAUUUUGAUGUGUAAGAAGCUCUAAAAGAAUGGUAUUCUGGUUUUGCACCGACUUAUGUUUGCAUGUAAGCCAGAUACAUAUGUAAACUUUCAAAGAAUGUAUCCCCCUUAUAUUGUUUAUGUGCAAUCUAUUGUUUCUA